AUGUCCCCAUUUCUCAACGAAGAGGCAAUUGAAAAGGAUAGUGAUCUCACUGAUCAAUUGUUAUUGGUGCCUAGAAAUUUAUUAAAGUCCGGUAUCUUGACAAAGCUAGGACUCGAAUAUUUAAAUCAAGAUAGCCAUUUGUUCAAUUUGACACAUAAAUACCAGAAUAUUGUUAUUCCAAAGGAUUCUAAAAACUUAUUUAUAUUCAAUACAACUGAUAAUUUAAGCAUUCCCAGGAGAGCUCAGAAUAGAUUUGUGGAACUUAUUCAAAGAAGUGCACCAUUUAACCUACCACAGUAUAUGAAGUUAGUAAAUUUUUAUGCCGUUAUUCCAAGGGAAUAUAUGGCUUCUCAUUAUAAUUCAAGUAAGAAUAAUUUAGAGUCUGUGCUCUCAAAUGGGAUUUUGGAAGUUCCAGCUUCUAAAUUACCGAUUUUCAGAAGGUGUAUCAGCGAAAAUAAACCAUUAAUGGUUUUCCUUUUCAAUAGCGGUAAAUCUGAUGAUUUUAAAGCUUCAUCGGGGACUAUAAUGAACAUAAAAAACUAUAUAACAAGAAAUAGACAGAAGGCUAGCGUGUCAACAUUCUUUGAUUCAUUUGCAUACAAUUGGAUUGACAAAAUCAAUUAUUCCAGCUUAAUUCAAUCAGUCUUCUGUACAACGAACAAUAAAAACAUGGAUGAAAGUUAUUGCUUGAAAGUUCAAGAUAAGCAAACUAUUCAUUUAUUUCCAGCAUUUUACGAUAUAGCAAAACGUUCCAGAACAAGACACCAUUUAGUCGAUUUGCACCUGAGGCAAGACGAGCAGGACUUACCAGAACAUUUGAAUGCCAACCAAGCAAUAAAAGAAGCCGGUGAUAUAUUAUAUUCCGCAGCUCAGUUGAUAAAUGGCACAGUAUAUAAGUUUGCCGGUGAACGAUUUAGCAAUGCAGAGCGUUUUAAUAUUGAUGCAAAGUCGAAAAUUCAUAAAAUACAAGACAAGCUUGGUGAAAUACCAGAAAUAUUGGGAGAUAUCAAAGACACAUUGGAUGAUCCAGAUCAAAGUCCUAUUAUAAACAAUUACGACGGCUUGAAAAAGAUUUUUCAACUCGAUAACGGGGAGAAUGAUGAAGUUGUGCAUGAGAGUUCAUUCCCUUCUUCAAGACGCAGAAAGGCAAGACUUGCACGAGGCCUGGAGCAAUUGGCAAACCGAGGCCACCAAAAACCAGAUGGCGGAUUUCUGUUUCCUGCUUCGCUAAUUAAGUUUGCUGAUUCAAUCAAAACAGCCCCCCGAAAGAAAUGGUAUUCACAGGUCAUAUAUUCACCUUUUAAAAUAGACGAUAAUCUAGGAGAUGAAUCCUAUAACGAGACUGAAGAUAUCGAUAAUGAUAUCUUACAUAAAAGGCUGUCUAUAUUCAGCAAUGACGAAAACUGCGAUAAGAUAACAUGGUAUAAUAUUUUUCAUUAUAGCAUAUUUGGAAAACCACACUUUUGCCUUGAUUAA
Molecule: messenger RNA, 1476 nt
Organism: Debaryomyces fabryi
Lineage: Eukaryota; Fungi; Ascomycota; Pichiomycetes; Serinales; Debaryomycetaceae
Exons: 1
Coding region: 1-1476 (491 amino acids)
Source: RefSeq, a predicted model, not a curated record